AUGUUUUGGUCUAAAAGACCCGAUGUCUAUAAUUAGCCUCGUUAAUUCGAGGGAAAUUUUAAGAGUGAGAGAACAUUAUUAGAGUUGGAAUAAUUCCCAAGUAACUUCAUAAAGACAUCAAGGUAUGAGAUAAUAUAAGAGUUAUGUAGAUAUAAUAUAGUAAGUUUCUUGCCAAAAUCGUUACUUUUGUAGUUUACACGAUAUGCUAACAUUUAUUUCUUAUGCAUUGCUAUAAUACAGUGUAUUCCAAUAUUAUCAACUUUGAAUCCAUUCAGUGCAAUAGCUCCUUUAGUAUUUGUAUUAGGAUUAUCAAUGGGUAGAGAAGGUAAGAAUAAAAACUAAUAUGAAAGGUUGGGAGGAUUAUGGAAGACAUGUAUCUGAUAAUGAAGUAAAUGCAACAGAAUGUGUGAUAAUGAAGUCUCGAGUAAUGACAAUGUAAAUAAAAAAAUUAAGAUUAUAUAGAUCUACAUGGGCUGAACUAGCAGUAGGAGAUUAUAUAUUAGUGAAAAAGGAUGAGAGUUUUCCUGCUGAUUUAAUAGUUUUGGGAAGUUCUAUAGAGAGUGGUGCAUGUUAUAUUGAAACAUCUUCAUUAGAUGGAGAAAAGAAUCUGAAACCGAAGAGUGCAAUUUUGGAGACUUAACAACUAUAUAGUGAUAAGAAUAAUUAUACAGAUUAGAUAAUAAGAGUGGAUGCACAAGUUCCUACUUAAAAUCUUUAUGAAUUGGAUGCAUCUAUAUAUUUGAGUACAGGAAAUGGUUAAUAAAAGAAAUUUUAAUUAACAGCAAAACAGUUAUUACUCAGAGGUGCAUAUCUUAGGAAUACUGAAUGGGUGAUUGGAUUAGUAGUUUAUACAGGUUAGGAUACUAAAAUAAUGAGAAAUGCUGAUGCUGCAAGAAUUAAAUCAAGUGAAAUUGAAAGAAUUAUGAAUAUUUUGAUUUUGGGAAUAUUGGUAGUUCAAAUCUCAUUAUCAAUAAUUACAGCAUCUUUCUCCUCUGCAUGGUUACAUAAAUAUGGUAGUGAUAGUUGGUAUUUGGGUUAUGAUGAUGAUUUCUCUCCUAAUUUACUAAGCUUUUAUUCAUUUUUCAGUUAUAUUUUAUUAUAUAAUACAAUGAUCCCUAUAUCAUUGAUAGUUAGUUUAGAAUUUGUAAAAGUAUUUUAAGCAUACUUUAUUGAAUAAGAUGAAGAAAUGUAUGUUUAAUAAAGAGAUAAAUAUGUUAAAGUUUAAACCACAACUAUAAAUGAAGAACUUGGUUAAAUAGAGUAUAUAUUUUCUGACAAAACUGGAACGCUAACUUGUAAUUAGAUGGAAUUUAAGUAUUGUAUAAUAGGAAACACUCUAUAUGGAUAGGAAUAACAACAUACAAACAUUCCUAUAUAAAAUACAGAUUUAAAAAGACAAUAAACUGCUAAAGUACAUCCUGCAACUGAAGUGUUUUAACAUUCGGUAUUUAAUUUCCAAGAUCUUGAAUUAAGUGCAAUUCUUAAAGGAGAAGGGUCAUCUGGAGAAUUACCAGUCAAUUUAAUUAUUUAGUCAUUAGAUGGUAAACAAUAAAUCAAACUUUAAAAAUAGAGAAAUUUAAUUGAAGAAUAUUUUUUCUUAUUAUCAUCUGCUCAUGAAUGUAUUAUACAGUAUGAUAAAAAUUAAAAUGCUUCCUAUUAAGGACCAUCACCAGAUGAAAUUACUUUGGUUGAUGCAGCAGCUAGAAUGGGUUUUUAAUUCACUGGUGCUUCUGCUAGUGAAUAAAAGUUUACAAUUUUGGGAAAAGAUAAAAAAGUUAAAUUAUUAAAAUCUUUUGAAUUUGAUUCAACACGUAAGAGAAUGAGUGUUAUUAUUGAUGAUAAUGGAGUUAUCAAAUUAUUUAUUAAAGGAGCAGAUAAUAUUAUAAAAGGAAGAUUAGCACCAAAUUAAAUAUUUCUUAAUCAAAUUAUAAACUAUUUGGAUGAUUUUAGCAAAAUUGGCUUAAGAUGUUUAUUAAUGGCUAUAAGAAUAUUAUCAAAUGAUGAAUAUAGAGAAUUUGAUAAUGCUUACAAUAAUUUACCAGACAAUGAGACAAGAGCAGAAGAACUAGGUAUACAAAAUAUAUUGAAAGCUAGAAAAAUUAACAAGCAAUUUAGAACAAAAUUUAACUUUAGUUGGAGCAUCUGCUGUUGAAGAUAAGUUAUAAUCAUUGGUUCCAGAGACAAUAGCUGAUUUAUUAAGAGCAAAUAUAAAAGUUUGGAUGUUGACUGGUGAUAAGUUAGAAACAGCAGAAAACAUUGCUAAAAGUUGUCGUUUAAUUUAAGGUGAUUUUACUGUAAUGAGAUUGUCUGAAUCAACUGUUGAAGCUUGUAAAUAAAAGAUUGGAGAUAUUUAAGAUACAUAUGAACAAUGUAUAAAAAUGAAUAGAAAAAAAGUAUUUAAGUGCAUUCUUACCUUUAGUCAUUCGUUGUAGAAGGAUAAUCCCUAUAAUUUGUAAUUGAUAAUGAGGAUUUAGCCUAAGCAUUUGUGAGUAUGGCUAAAGAUUGUGAAAGUGUUGUUUGUUGUAGAGUAACUCCAAAAUAGAAAGCUGAUGUUGUAAGAUUAAUUAAAGACAGACUCAAUAAAAUUACAUUAGCAAUUGGAGAUGGUGCAAAUGAUGUUAAUAUGAUUCAAGCUGCUCAUAUAGGAGUAGGAUUAUAUGGUAAUGAAGGAAUGAGGGCUGUUUAAAGUAGUGAUUUUGCUUUAGGGGAAUUCAGAUGUCUUUGGAGAUUGUUAUUGGUUCAUGGACAUUGGAAUUACAUUCGAAUUGCAGAAAUGGUUUUAUACUUCUUUUAUAAAAAUAUGAUAUUUACUGUUCCAUAGUUUUUCUUUUCAUAUUUUUGUGCAUUCUCUGGAUAAUCAUUUUUUGAUGACUGGUACAUCACAUUCUAUAAUUUAAUAUUCACAGCACUUCCACUUAUAGUAAGAGGUACUUUUGAUUAAGACAUCAAUUACAGAUAAUAUGUUUAAUUUGAUGAGAGGCAAGAAGUAGCUUCUGUUUAAUAGAAAUUUGAAGAAUAUCUUAAAACUAAAUUUCCAACUCUUUAUUAUGUGGGAUAGAACAAAAGUAUUUUUACUAUACCAAAUUAUAUGUUUUGGGCAUUUACUGGUUUAGUACAUGGUAUGAUAAUCUUCUUUUUCAUACUUUGGAUAUAAGAUUUUGAGAUUGUAGAAGACAAUGGAUUUCCUGGAGGAUUAGCAGCAUUUUCAUUGACAGCUUAUUCAAGCAUUAUUUUAGUAUUUAAAUUUUAUUAAUCAUUAAGAUUGCAGACGUGAAAAUAGCUAUCCAUACCAAAUAUUGGACUUGGUUUAAUUUUGUGUGCAUAACAUUCCUAUCUGUUUUACUUUAUAUCAUCUAUGUCAUUAUAUCAUAAUUUUGGUCAGGUACUUUGAUGGAAUUCACUCCAUUUACUAUGGUUGGAACUCCUCAUUUUUGGUUGUCAAUAAUACUUAUAGGAGGUAUAAUAGGUGGAUUAGAGGCUAUAUUGGCUUAAAUAUAUAGAGAAUUUUUUACUGAUUCUGCCACUGAAUUAUUAAUUAAAGCGAAUGAUUUUGGAAAAAAUCAAUUAAAACUCAUUGAAUUAAAAGAAAAGAAUUAAAGAUAAUUUUAAGAUUCUUUUUGGGAACCUAUAUAUAAAUAAUAAUAAUAAUAAGACUAAGAAAUAGAAUAAUAAUAAAAUGAAGUAAUUAAAUUUAGCUAAUCUUAGCAUGCUGAAUGAUAUUUUUUAAUAUAUAUAAUAAUAAUAAAAUAAAAAUGAAUAAGUUUUAAGAAUCAUAGACACUUAGACAAUAAGGACCCUUACAAACUUCAAAUAGAUAACUAACAGGUCCUUAACUUUACAAUUUAAAUAAACACACUUCCUAUGUCUUUGCAGCAAUUGUCCAUAAUGUAAUUUUACAAGAAAGUUAUGAUAAAUGCAAUGAAUUUGAUGAUAAGAAAAAACCAGAUUUAGAUGAAACAGAAUGGAAAAAGCUAAAAAAAACACUUUGGGAAGAGAAAAUAGAGAAAUAGAAUAAAUAAACUUUGAAAUAGCAAAUAUCCUUUAUAGUAUCUGCAGGAGCAGAUAAAAAUAUAUAUUUGUGGGAUAUUCAUAAAAUGAAAUUGUAAGACAAUUCAUAAGUUCCAAUUAAGCCUGAAUAAUUACCAUAAUAAUAAAAUACUUAAAUAUAAUCUAAUUCAGACAAUUAAGGGAAUGAAAAUUAAAAUAAUUAGAAUUUUUCAAAAGAUGAAUUAGAUUUAGAACAUGUAAUUAUACCAUAUUAAUAAAAUUUUUAUGAAUUUGUUACUUGUUUGCUUAGUGUAGAAUUAAAUUAGAAUUAAUCAUAUUUAAUUGUUGGCUAUGAAAAUAAUCAAAUAAUCCGAUACGAAUUAUCUGGUGAAUAUUGGAUGAAGGGUGUUAAUUCAUUGAGAUACAAUUUUAAUUUUUAGAACAUGUCUUAAAUGAUAACAAAAUUACAACACCAUAAUGAUGCCGUAAGAUCUUUAGUCUACUAUAAAGAUUAACUAUGUUCAUGUGGUGAUGAUAUGUAGCUCUUAAUUCAAACUAUAGAUGGAAAGGUUUUAAAAAGAUUUUUCUUUGAUAGCAUUAUUGAUAAUCUAUAUAUCUGGAAUAAUCAUCUGAUAUUUCCUCAUUUUACUGUUAGUUUAUAACCUUUUAGCUACGAAGAUGAGGAAACACGAUUUGUAACAAAAAAAAAUGUCUAGAUAGAAAUGGAAAAUGAAAAUUAGAAUUAAAACUAGAAUGAAAAUUAAAAUUAAGCAAAUUAAUUAGAAGCAGGAGCAUAAAAUUAGAAUUAGAAUUAAAAUUAAGAAAAUUAAUAAGAAGCAGGAGCAUAAGCAUAACCAAAAGAAAAACAAAAGAUAACUCAAAUAGUAGAAAAACAAACUUAUACUUAUGGUUUAUAAUAAUGUUUAAUGAUUAUGGGGGAAAAUUAAUAGAAUAAUUAUGAUAUAAAAUUAAAUGAUUUAAUGUUUUAUCGUUCAUUAGAUGAUGCUUAUAAUUAAAUGGAUAAAAUUACUUGUUUUGAACUUUCAGACAAUAAAAAUAUUUUAUAUUCAACAGAAAGUGGGAAAUUAAUUAUGAUUUAGGAGCCAUUAAGGAAUCAUUCUAAAGGAGAAACCAUAACUGAUAAUUACAAAGAUUAAGAAAACAAAAAUUAAAAAUACAAAUAUCAAAUAUUAUUUUGCAAUACGAAAUAGUUAUUUUAAUUCGAUAUAGAAAUACUAAUGUCAUUCAUUAAGUAUGAAUCUAAGCUUUAUAUAUUCUGUAAAAAAAAAUAAAACAAAGAAGAGGUAGGUUUGAUAAUAGGUUAAGAAAUAACUGAUUCAAAAGAUUACUAAUAUAAAAUAGUUGAGAAACCUUUAAAAAUUGAAUAUUUAUAAAUAUAUCAAAAAAGAGAAGAAAAUUAGCCAGAUCCUAAUCCCAUUAUUAAAAAUUAUGAAGUAUUUUUACAAAAUCCUAUAUUGGUAAAAGAAGGGGAUACAAAAAUAAUUUUGUUUUGUGGUGAUUAGUUGAGAUAUUAUAAGUUAUGA
Paramecium pentaurelia is the source of this 5531-nucleotide messenger RNA. Lineage: Eukaryota; Ciliophora; Oligohymenophorea; Peniculida; Parameciidae. The record is from the annotation of a GenBank genome assembly.